AUGACGCAAGUCCCUCCUUAUGGGCGUGCGCAAAGACCCCGGGUUACUCUGGUCUGUUUACUGCACGAGCAGGCCGGAAUGAAUAAAUAUGUCGUCAAGCAGGUUAUCGGAGAGGGAGCGUACGGCGUCGUGAUGAAAUGUCGACAUAAAGUGAGUUGCAGACGUCGCCAGCUUGCCGCUCAGACGUCGCAUUUUAUUAUCUCUUUGGUUCAGUUGAACAAUGAGUGGGUUGCAAUAAAAAAAUUCAAGGACGCUGAAGAUGAUAGUGAGGCAAGACGUGCAAUAACACGAGAGCUGUCCAUGUUGCAGAAAAUCAAGCACAAGAACAUCGUCAGUCUAAGGGAAACAUUUCGUCGAAAAGGCAAGCUCUACAUGGUCUUUGACUUUGUUGAGAAGAAUUUCUUACAACUUUUGGAAGAGCAUCCGAAUGGCAUAGAAAUUAGCCUCGUCAGAUCAUACACGUAUCAACUGAUAGCAGCUAUUCACUGGUGCCAUAAGAACGAUGUCAUUCACAGAGACGUCAAACCAGAGAAUCUGCUUAUUAGCUCUGAUAAUGUAGUGAAGCUCUGCGACUUCGGAUUUGCUCGAAGCAUAAUGAGUAGCAGCGCUCCCUAUACUGACUAUGUGGCCACUCGCUGGUACAGAGCUCCAGAACUUCUUCUUGGAGGCUCAUACGGUCCAGCUAUUGACAUUUGGUCAAUUGGUUGUAUUAUGGGUGAGUUGACUGAUGGUAAACCAGUCUUUCCAGGAGAGAGUGAAAUCGAUCAGUUAUAUGUCAUUCAGAAGGUGUUGGGUCCAUUACCCGAUGAUCUAAUGAAUCUAUUCUCAACGAGCCCUCGCUUCUCAGGGCUCAAGUUUCCGCCCGUACAGCAACCAUCCAAAUCUCUCGAUGAUCGUUAUUCAAGCAGACUAGAUACAGAAAUGCUGGACAUUUUGAAAAGUGUGUUGACCAUGAGUGCUAGCCAGAGACCAACGGCUAGUGAUUGUCAAGAGCAUGCAGCUUUUACAAACGUUUGUUCAGUGGAGAAGCGCGAAACUGAACCAGUGGAGAGAUUAGAUGAGAAAGCUCAAUCAGUUGUGGAUACUAGAGGGCAGCAAGACUUGAGCACAACUGCAGAGAACUCGGAGCUAUUGAGACGACUUUCUGAUAGCAAAAAUGGAAGUAAAAAACCUGUAGGAAUAAUCGAGUCUGUAGCUAAUUCCAUCACUAAUGCUAACGAGGAACACACCAGUGAGCACAUUUGUCGAUCCGGCCAGAGUCAAGAGCCUACAGAGCAAGGCAGAGGUACAGAAGUCAGUAAUCCGGGCGAAGACGUACAUCCUGAUGUUAAAGCAAUGAGAUCUCGCUGGGCAACUGCAGAUGCAGACAGAGUGAUGGAUGAAACAACAGGUAGCAGGGCACCAGCAGCAGCACCGUUGAAGAAACUGAAGGGAAAAAAGUCUGCUCAGUCAACUGACAUGAUGUGUCCAGUUAUGGACUUCAACCAGUCGAUACCAGACAGUUUGUCUGCAAGGAGUGAUAGACGAGUGUUGGACCACGAUAAUGGAACUACAAUGUCAUCUCUUCUGGCGCAGCCAAGAAAGGGAACAACCCACUUAACCUCACUACAUGAUGGGACAGAAGAGCCUGGUGCUACUACAGUGGUUGCUGGUAGAGAGGCAGAGACAGUGCAGUGUCUACUUCCGAUGCCUCGUGGGAAGUACGGCCAAGCAAAGUCACCGUCUUUGGCACUGCGAGGCGGUCACAACCUGCUGAUGAAGAAUCAAUCAGCAAGCCUACUGACAACCGAACUGGGUCCGAACAGAACUGCAACUCAUGCAAUCUCAUCGCUCAUACAAACAAGAGGAAGCGACUCGAUUUUCCAAAACAAUCCAUUGCCAGUUGUCAUUACCGAGUCAGAGUCAGCGAUUAGAGACCCAGUAAGACAGCGUAUGUCAAUGGGUCACUCAUAUUCACGAGCACCAGUCACGUCGACUUCGGGACUGCUCAGAGAUUAUAAAACAGCCGGUAUCAACCUCAAUCAAAGCUACCCACCACCACAGUUAAAUCACGAAAGAAGACGAAGACACAGAGUGAAGGCCCACAGUGCCAGAAAGGCAGAAGAACCUUCACUGGGAACAAAGACUUCAAUGACAAGACGUCCCAGUGAUCUCCAACACCCGUCUCUCCUACCGUCAAAUCCAUGCGACAACAAACUCCUCAACACCCAAGAUCUCAUGUCAGUCACAGUGUGUCGCAUACCGCCAUUACUAGCAGCCGCAAAUGGUCACUCCCCUGUCUUACCAUGCCGUCCAAUCCUCAAACACAUUGACUCAAAACAUCAAGACAACGAACAGAGACAAGAGUUUGUCCUACCGGAAACGGUAUUCGACAACCCGGGAGAGAAAAUCCGACUAAAGCCAUUGAAAUUGCCUUCGUCGGCCAACACGGGUAAGACACGUCGGAUGCCGUUGGAGCAGAUACAUUGUCGAGCACCGGCGAAAUCAAGAGAUGACGGAGGUUUACCUCCAAACGUGUCUGGACAGCCUGAUGACAGCUAAUAAGAUUGGGCCGUUCAUGGUUGCCCUGCAACUAUCGCACAUCCUAUGGGCAUUGUGCCCUGUCUGUAUAGCUUAGGUCUAUAUAGCUUAGAGGUAUCGCAGUUGAUCACAGUUUACGAUUGCUGUUUACGUAGUAAAGAGAAUU
This is a messenger RNA of Corticium candelabrum, 2686 nucleotides long. RefSeq names its product serine/threonine-protein kinase MAK-like. Lineage: Eukaryota; Metazoa; Porifera; Homoscleromorpha; Homosclerophorida; Plakinidae. The coding region runs from base 1 to 2541 and encodes 846 amino acids. Gene Ontology annotation, cellular component: nucleus; cytoplasm. The record is from RefSeq and is a predicted model, not a curated record. Gene Ontology annotation, biological process: protein phosphorylation; intracellular signal transduction. Gene Ontology annotation, molecular function: ATP binding; protein serine/threonine kinase activity. The transcript is spliced from 16 exons.